Molecule: messenger RNA, 2725 nt
Organism: Stegastes partitus (bicolor damselfish)
Lineage: Eukaryota; Metazoa; Chordata; Actinopteri; Pomacentridae
Product: putative pre-mRNA-splicing factor ATP-dependent RNA helicase DHX15
Exons: 14
Coding region: 83-2371 (762 amino acids)
Cellular component (GO): spliceosomal complex; intracellular anatomical structure
Molecular function (GO): RNA helicase activity; RNA binding; ATP binding
Source: RefSeq, a predicted model, not a curated record
AAACCCAGUCAGUUGCAUAUUGCCCGGUAGAAUUGUGUUCGCGUUGAUUGAUAAAGGAUAAGCUACAGUUUCACCCCUAAAGAUGUCCAAAAGACAUCGUCUGGAUUUGGGUGAUGACUACUCCACCAGUAAGAAGAGAUCUGAUGGGAGAGACAGGGACCGCGACAGAGACCGUGAGGAUCGCUCCAGGGACCGGGAACGAGACAGGGAUCGGGACAGGGACAGAGACCGGGACAGAGACCCGAAGCCAACUAUCGCUCCUUCUAACAGCACAGCAGCCACCCCAGGGUUGCCACCCCUCAAGCAGAUGGCCGUGCACCAGCAGAUCAAUCCAUUCACUAACCUGCCGCACACACCACGCUACUAUGAGAUCCUGAAGAAGAGGUUACAGCUCCCAGUGUGGGAGUACAAGGAAAGCUUCACCGAUAUCAUCACACGCCAUCAGAGCUUUGUCCUUGUCGGAGAGACCGGCUCUGGGAAGACAACACAGAUCCCACAGUGGUGUGUGGACAUGGUGAGAGGCUUGCCAGGUCCUAAGCGUGCAGUAGCUUGUACUCAGCCCAGGAGAGUGGCAGCCAUGAGUGUCGCUCAAAGGGUGGCAGAUGAAAUGGACGUCAUGCUUGGACAAGAAGUUGGCUACUCCAUCCGAUUUGAAGACUGCAGCUCCGCCAAGACUAUACUAAAGUACAUGACAGAUGGUAUGUUACUAAGAGAGGCUAUGAAUGACCCACUGCUGGAGCGAUACGGUGUGAUUAUUCUGGACGAAGCCCACGAGCGAACUCUGGCCACAGAUAUCCUGAUGGGAGUGCUGAAGGAAGUGGUCCGUCAAAGACCAGACCUGAAGGUGAUCGUCAUGAGUGCCACACUUGAUGCUGGGAAGUUCCAAGUGUACUUCGACAGCUGUCCUCUGCUGACUAUUCCUGGGCGCACACAUCCUGUAGAGAUCUUUUACACCCCCGAGCCAGAGCGGGACUACCUUGAAGCAGCGAUUCGCACCGUCAUCCAGAUUCAUAUGUGUGAGGAAGACGAAGGUGACUGCCUCCUCUUCCUCACUGGUCAAGAGGAAAUUGACGAGGCCUGCAAGAGGAUCAAGCGUGAGGUAGACGACCUCGGACCUGAAGUUGGAGACAUCAAAAUCAUUCCACUGUAUUCCACGCUGCCCCCACAGCAGCAGCAAAGGAUCUUUGAGCCACCUCCUCCGAGGAAACCCAAUGGUGCAAUAGGAAGAAAGGUUGUGGUGUCGACAAAUAUUGCUGAGACCUCUCUUACAAUCGACGGUGUGGUGUUUGUCAUUGAUCCUGGAUUUGCCAAACAAAAGGUGUACAAUCCUCGCAUCAGAGUUGAGUCUUUGCUCGUCACAGCCAUCAGUAAAGCUUCUGCCCAGCAGAGGGCAGGACGAGCUGGCAGAACUCGUCCAGGGAAAUGUUUCCGCCUUUACACAGAGAAGGCCUACAAAACAGAGAUGCAGGACAACACGUACCCUGAGAUUCUUCGGUCCAACUUGGGAUCAGUUGUGCUGCAGCUGAAAAAGCUGGGUAUCGAUGACCUUGUACACUUUGACUUCAUGGAUCCACCAGCUCCUGAGACGUUAAUGAGGGCCCUUGAGCUGCUGAAUUACCUGGCAGCUCUCAACGACGACGGUGACCUGACGGAGCUGGGCUCCAUGAUGGCAGAAUUUCCUUUGGACCCCCAGCUGGCGAAGAUGGUCAUUGCAAGCUGCGAAUUUAACUGCUCCAACGAGAUCCUUUCCAUUACUGCCAUGCUGUCAGUCCCACAGUGUUUUGUCCGUCCCACGGAGGCUAAGAAGGCAGCAGACGAGUCCAAGAUGAGGUUUGCUCACAUUGACGGAGACCACUUGACGCUGCUCAACGUCUACCACGCCUUCAAACAAAACCAUGAAUCUAACCAGUGGUGCUACGACAACUUUGUCAACUACCGUUCGCUGAUGUCUGCUGACAACGUGCGGCAACAGCUGUCCAGGAUCAUGGACCGCUUCAACCUGCCGCGCCGGAGCACAGAAUUCACGAGCAGAGAUUAUUACAUCAACAUUCGGCGAGCGCUCUGCACCGGCUUCUUCAUGCAGGUGGCUCAUUUGGAGCGCACAGGUCAUUACCUCACAGUCAAAGACAACCAAGUGGUCCAACUGCAUCCAUCUACAGUCCUGGAUCACAAGCCUGAGUGGGUGCUCUACAAUGAAUUUGUCCUUACCACCAAGAACUACAUCCGCACUUGCACAGACAUCAAGCCAGAGUGGCUGGUGAAGAUCGCACCCCAGUACUAUGAAAUGAGUAACUUCCCACAAUGUGAAGCUAAAAGACAACUGGAGCGAAUUAUUGCCAAACUAGAGAGCAAAGAGUAUUCCCAGUACUGAACAAUAGCCAAGAAGUGUCCUGGACAACAACUGCAUACUAUAGUUUUAGAUCUUUCUGUAUCAUUGUAUCUUAAUGUUUAAAAGUUGGCUUUUUUUGAUUUUUAUAUUUUGUUUGCUCUUUUAUUUUUUCUUUCUUUCUUUUUUUUCUUCUUUUCCCCCAUCAAUGUUAAUUCUGUAACUAAGUGUAAUGUCAGAUUAAAUAUCCGCAGCAACUGUUAGACCUGGCUAUAAUGAUUUUCAAAAGGAAUAUCAGAAACAUGUCAUUUAGAUGUGGUUGAACUUCCUUUAGGAGACCGCUGAGUCAGCAAAGAUCUGUGCUUGCUUUGUUUCUUUAAUAAAGGAGCUUUGACUUAA